CAGCCUGAAGUUGCUGCUGCCGUGUUCUGUGUGGCGUUUCUUGCGCGGCGCAGCCUGUCUCGGCGAGGUACCUGAAACAGCUCUCCAACCCUUACCACCACCCCCCCCUCCCCUCUCUCUCACCGAGAAGCUCCGUGCGACUCCCGUAAUUUCCCCUCGAGUACACUAUACGAUGUUCACUGUCCGUCCACUUCGGUGGCAGGAAAAAGCUCGUUGCCUUUCCACUGUCUCUUCCCUCCGGGGCUGUCUCUCCGGUCAAGGCAGGUGGGGUACCACGGGUGACAGGAGAGGUGAGGCGGGAGGGGUUCACCCUCCUCGGGAAGCCUCAUCAACGCCGAACUUCCAGACCAGCUUUGCGAGUGAGAGGGUAUCUAAAUGCUUCAUCUUCGGACUCGGUGCUUGCCGAGGUAGGAGCAGAGAGGCAGGUAAGAGGAAUACAGGCUCUCGAUUUGCAGCAAAAUAUGCUAUGCAAUAGGAGGUGCCCCAAAUCAAGUGGCAGGGAGUGCUGCUGCUUUCUUCCUACAGAUCUACCUGCUAGAUAUAGCCCAUGAUGCUGGCGUGUACACCCUUCACAGUAGUGUCUUAUUUUUUUAUGUGGUACCUGCCCCCUUUUGUAUCGGGAAGAGUUGCAUGGUACCUGACUUUCUACUGCCUUUUCCAGGCACUGACCACAUUAUUCCAAGUACCAUAUUCUGCCCUCACCAUGUUUCUCAGCACAGACCAGAAGGAGAGAGAUUCUGCAACAGCAUACCGAAUGACCAUGGAAGUGCUUGGGACCUUGAUUGGAGCUGCACUUCAGGGGCAGAUUGUGGCCAGUGCUCAUAUCUCUCAUCACUGCACUGUGAAUCCCCCAGUAAACACAACCGACACCUGGCAUGACACUCCCAGCUUUCCAGACCCCUCAGAUCUCCUGUCACAUCAAGCAAAAGUUUAUAUGAUUGCAGCAGGGGUCAUAGGAGGUGUAUAUCUUCUUGGAAUUGUCAUUCUUUUUCUUGGAGUAAAGGAAAAAGAUGAUCCUUAUGCCUUAAAUUCAGACAGAGCAAUUCCUUUUUGUAAGGGGCUUGGACUCACCAUGAAGCAUGGUCCAUAUGUGAAGCUUACAGCUUCAUUUCUUCUCAUCUCGACAGCAGUUCAGCUGGAGCAGAGCAACUUUGUCCUUUUCUGCACUUAUGCUGCUGAUCUUCGCAAUCACUUCCAGUAUUUGGUGGUGACUAUCUUGGUAUCAGCAGCUGUGAGCAUUCCCUUCUGGCAGAAGUUUCUGCAGCGAUUUGGCAAGAAGUGUGCAGCAUGUGGGAUUUCGUGGAUGAUUCCUUUUGCAGUCAUGCUAGUGACCAUUCCAAACCUGAUCCUGGCUUACUUAGUGGCGUUCGUCUCUGGUCUGAGCAUUGCAGCAUCUCUUCUGUUGCCAUGGUCAAUGCUGCCUGAUGUUGUUGAUAACUUUCGCCUGCAGAAUCCUCAUGGAAAAGGACAUGAAACCAUUUUCUAUUCUUCUUAUGUUUUCUUUACCAAGAUGUCAGCAGGAAUUGGCUUAGGAAUUUCUGCAGCAGGCCUGGAGUUUACUGGAUACAAGCCAGGGAUGUGCAGACAAUCCAACGAUGUGAUCCUCACACUGAAAAUCCUCAUUGGAGUGGUCCCUGCUGUCCUCAUCCUUGUAGGUUUAUUUAUACUUCUUUUCUACCCAAUCACUGAAGAAAGUCGGAAGGAAACAAAGCUUGCACUUGAAGUGUUAAGAAGGAGCCAUCAAAGUACAGAGAACCUGGAUGACCAUAAAGAGGACACUUCUGUCUGAAAGCUCUGAAUACAGUGACUUUACAAAUAGUCUCGCAUCCCAUGCACAAACUCUGUGAGAGUCUUCUGGGACAUUUCUCUGCUCACAUUUUAUCAAAAAGGAUAAAGGAUCAUUCUGACACAGUCAGUAAUGAAAUCAAGAGAGGACACCACCAUGCAAAAUAUGUAUCGAACUCCAUGCACUGUGCUAAAAAAGACAUUACAAAUGUUCAGGAACAUAAGCUAUUGAAGUCUUGGGUUUUUUUUGUUAAUUUUUCAAUGAUUAACAGAAGGCUGUGAUUUCAUUGCAACAGGAGAUUCUAGGGACUUGUAGAUCAAGGGAAAAAAGUGUAAAUGUGAUGCACAACCCAAAUUUUAAGUCAUGUGAUGUAUUUCACCCUUAGAGCCUGGGGUGGAUUUUGAACAGGAAGUCUACCUAUAAAUUGCACACUGUUGUGUCUGGUAAGCACUUGGGAAUCCUGAAGUAUGCUAUACGAAGUUAGGAUUUACUUUGUUUUGAAAUGAAGCAAAUAACUGAUGCAGGCAUAUUUUGAGGAUUUUCUCACACAGAGUUUUUUCUGAAAGAGAUUUUGAUGUAAUUUAACUUCAUAGAUUUUUAUAUGAAACAGAACCUUACAUUUCUCAUUACUGGAGUUCCUUGCUUCUGACACCUGUAAACUCAUCUUUGUCAGAGAAUGAGUACUUAACAUUUUCAAAAACAUAAUCUCCACUCAGGAUACCCCAAAUCAGUAGUCCCUUCCAAAAAUUAGACUAUGCCAUUCAAAUUUCUGUAAAUUUUGGCCUUUACGUAAUCAUGAUACUCACCCAUUUCUCAUGUGGUGUAGGCUCUCUGCCUCACAAAACACCAUGGCAUGGCUGUUAAUCUCAGCUUGCACACAGUGUUUUAUAAUAAUGAGGCUACACCUGACUUUUAAAUGGUGAUUUUUUUUCAGUCAGGGAUAUGUCAUCAUGCUUUAGAUACAUUAACUGAAACUUCAUUUCUACUAUAGAUUCACAGUGCUGAACUCAUUUUGUAGGUGAAAGACACACCUAACCUCAGGCACUUUCUGGAGCACUUAAGUUCAGACCUGGUCAUUCUGGGCUACUUCUGUAGUCAGUGGAGAUAGAGAGACCUCCAGAGGCUGGCUCCAAGCUUAAGCUAAAAUGACUGGACUCUGAAGACAUACCUAAAUCUGGAGGGGAGAGUGAUGGAUCCCAGAGUUGAAGGCUUGUUCACCUUGAAGAAAUUAGCACAAUGCAAGACAAGACACAGCCCACUGGCUUCACUGCAUGAAUAUGUGGGAGGGUGCCUUUAUUUUAUACUGGAAGUGCCUCUGGAGGACUGGCUUGAUGCUGUUAGGGAGCACUUGCCGUAGGUGUCACUGGAGGCAGUGACUACAAGUAAUUUGCUCAGGGCCAUCUGGGAAGUGACUCCAGUGCUGGGAAACUGGGAAAGCUUUUACUUAAAGACAUUGUGAAGUAAAAUCAGUGCAUCCAUUGAGUGUCUCAUCAAGUUUAAUACUGAAACCUUUUCAGGAAAGUUUGAAGUCUAAGGCCUAAUGAACUGUCCUAAUUCAGCAAAAUACUUAAUCAUGAGUGAGCUUUUAGGGAUAUUUUGAGUGUGUGUGGGUAAGAGUUAACUAUGUUUAAGACUUCUGUUGAAUUGACAUCUAAGGCUGGGCAUUUUUUGUUUCAGUUCUUGGACAAAUCAAGAUAUGUAUGCCUGGGGCAUAUGUGUUUACAACAAAAAAAACCCAAUUUUGAGUCUGAUGGAAUUUGAAAUAGCAGAUUUACUGCUCUUUGAAUUAGGUAAGUUAUGUAGUAAUAUCACAUAGCUCCAAAAUAUCAUAGAAAACAGUUUUAGGGGUUUGAUUUAUUCUGUGAUAUUUGUGUAUUUCUGAAUAGUCGUCUUUAAAAACAACCAGAAGUCCCAGUAAAGGCCGUUUAUGUUUUUUAAUAGGUUAUGUUUUCAGCUGUUAUAAAUCUGUAGCUACAAGGCAGUGGAUCUGUGUCAGUUUACAUAAGCCGAAUACUUAGCCCAGUGAUAAAAGGGUUGCAGAAACUGCUGGCUGUGGUUGAUUGGAGUAAUUUGAAUGUGGCUUAAGAUAUUAUUUCUAGAUCAGUUAUGCAGCUGCCUCUGAAUUGCACAACACUGAAUCUGAAUUCACUCUCUUGCAAGGUAAACUUAGUUGAUUAUAAACUGUUUUCCUCUUUCCAGAGAGACAAUGUGAUAUUUAUCUAACAGAUGCAUUCAGUCCUCGCUUUGCAUAUGGUAGUAAUAAAGGGAACUGCCAAAAUCAAAUAGAAAGCUUCUGUAGAUGAAAUGUAGCAGAGUAUUUUUAUAUUUUGAAAAUCUCAUUAUUUUAUUUGAUUAUCAGAGUUGUACUUUUGUUAAGAAAAUGAAUGUAUUUUUGUAAGUAAAGAGAAUGGAAGAGUAAGUGCAGGGUAAGAUUUUUUUUUUUUGUAAUUUUCUUUUUUUAGGGCUCAGUGUUGGUGCUGUAAAAUGAAUGAACUUUUGUACGUCUCCUUGUCAGUUUUAAAUGAUGCGUAUGCCUUAAGUAUGUUCGGAACAUGUGACUGAAAGAAGCAGGUUCUUAUAUUGACAACCAUUCAGAUUAAACGCUAAUCUAAUGUAAGCCUCCUGCCUUGCACUGACUGGCAGUAACAAGGGCCAGGUUCAGUCCCCAGGGGCUCUCAUCCAAGUAACACCCAAAUACAGUUGUAAGAAUAUGGGAGAUUGGGUUAAGCCAGCUGGGUGCCUAAUGGACAGCACUUCCCCACCUGCAUGCAAGCAGUUCCAACAAAUGGAUUUACACAAAUAGAGGAAGAAAAGGAUAACAGAGUUACGUGUCACUGGGUAGUCCCCCAUAAAGCAAACCACGCCCAUUUCUUGCCCUUUCUGAAGUACAGUGAUGGCAGCCCAAAUCUUCUAUACUGGGCUGAUUGCUGGUAUAGUUGGUAGCUGAGCUAGUCACUAGUCAUCUCUUCCAGCUUCAUCGCCCUUGUAGUUUCUGCCUAAAAAUAAUGUUGAAACUUUCCAAGGUUAUAUGGGCUUCCUGAGCAUUACUGCUGGUGAUCAGUCUAACCGUGGGUCACAGCUAACCACAUAGGCAAGCCGCCGUUCCCCAUCAGGCACUGAAGGAGGGGGUUGCUGUUAGCCACUGCCACCAGCCGUGUCUCCUACAACCGUGCUGCACCCUGUCUGUCCCUGAGCUUGCUGACCUGCCACGGCUUAGGUGGAUUAGAUCGCUUGUGCUGAGUCCCCCAUUUUAAUAGGUGAAUACCACCUCGGAUGUCUGUCUCUGGGGAGUCCCUGAAGGCCGGGACCUUUGGUUUCAGGUCACUGGUUUUUCAGGAAGGGCUCUGUAGAUUUGAGAACUAAUUCCUUAAGUCACUUCUGCACCUUAUAAGAAUUGCCGCUUAGAUUCAAUCCCUGCUGCAUCCUCUCAUCUCUAUUCACCUUCUGCAUUCCAAGUAACAUAGUUGAAGUGGACAAUGUUUAAAGCCAAACCCUGCUUUUUUGUGUUCAUAGUUUGUUGCCAAAUAUCACUUGUUCAUCUCCUUUUCUAUUUGCCUUUCUGGGCUGUAGAUAGAAAACUCAGAAUUAAAUCAAUUUUCUUGAGAAGAGGAGUUUCCUUGAGGGAAACUCAGGUCAUUUAAGACCUGGUAUUUGUUGUCCAGCUCUUUGAAGGUGGAGAAGGCAAGUUAGUUCAAAGUCUCAUGCAGUAGGGUACAGCCAGUAGCAAUCUAGUGUAUAGGGGUCAAUCACAUACCUUGUAUGAAUUUCAUGUCAUAGUUAGGUAAAAAACAGUCUCGAAGUGCUACAAUAGAGUCUUUCCCUUCAGAAAACUUCUAGACUGAUGGAAACAUCAGUUGGAUUCAUACAACUAGCAGGUGAGGGAAGGAGUUUUCUGUUUUCCUGCAGUUUCGGAGAUCAGAAGUUCCUUGUGCUGCACUGAAUGCUUUUUUUUCACCUUAACUCUCUGCAAGACCAUGGCUCAGAUACCUGGCGAGGGUGCUGAGUAUUAUGGUUACAAAAAUGUGUAUAUGUUAUAGGCUUAAAGUAUGAAAUCAGAUGGCUUUCACAUCAUUGAGCACCAAAUCUGCUGCAUAAAACAGAUGCUAUCUCCCUGGGAAGCUUCAUUCAAAAGACACAGUAGCAGCAUGUGUCGCUGUCCCUGAGGCAGAGGAGGAGACUUUUUGCUAUGUUGCACCUGAGAAUAUACAGUCUCCAAAGACACAAACUGGCAUGACACAGAGCUGAACAACGGAGGGAGAAUGGUGCUCGAGCCAUGGCACUCUGCAGAAAAGUUGGGUCCUCAACAUCAUUUCAGAGAUGAUUACAGAGCAGCAGUCUCUAACCCUAACUGGAGAGCAGCAGUGCUGUUGGAUAGUAGGGAAACAUGAAUGUUUGCUCUAGAAGUGUGGAAGCAGAAAUAAAUCUUAUUUCCUGAUCUAUUCCUUGUCCUGAAUGAUGUUAGACAAGACUAUGAACUUCAACUACGCCCUUCAGCUUUCUGUCCUCAUUUUUGCUGGACUCUGCUGUAGAUGGUGAGGAAGGAUUGCUCAGGCCCUAUGGAACUGAUGGUUGCUUGUGCAGCUUCAUCGAUGGAGGUACGCUUUGGAGACCCAGCACCCAUCCCCUGCCCGCUCAUCUUUGCUGAUGAAUGUGGAAUCAUCUAUAUUCAGCAAAGGAUCAAAAGGAUUUCCUUUUCACCUUAGUAUUCUCCAUCAUGGACUUUCAUUUCUGUUUUACCUGGAGGAUGUUUUCACCUGCCUAGGGCCAACACAGGCCACCAGCUUGUCAUCAUGGUGAUGGAACCAGGUUUACACCAGCUGGGAAGUUUCUGUCCAAAUUGGCUGCAGCCCAUGAGGAAGUAUUUCCCUUGUGUUUCCAGAACAAACUCACCCCUUGGUCACCUUCAAAGUCAUCGAGAAGAAGCCGCACCUUUGCCACAUCCAGCUUGAGCAAUUCUGCCAGUGCUAGCCAUGUCAGAUUGUGAGUCUGAGUGCAUAGACGUACCUGCUGACGUCAGUGUGGGAUGAAUGCAGAACUGUAGCCACCUCCAGACUCCUGGCAAAGCCUCAGCUGUGCUGAGCUGGCCAGGCAGAGAGAAUGGGCAACUCCAGAAUUCCCAAAGUGACUUGUAGGGGUGAAAGAAGAGCCAUAAGAGAAGAAAGCUCCCUAAAACCACCCUGCAGUCCUCUCCUCAGGGCUCUUGGAUUGACAUCAAUGACCGGGUGGAAAGAUGUUGGAUGUGGAAACCAAAUGCCACAUGCAGAGCAUCAGUUAACACUUUCUGGUUACCAGAUAUUCACGCACUCAGCUUGUCCCUCCCUGAUUCCCUGUCUAAGCCCGUGUUCAUACAAAAGCAGAUCAAUGGAAAAAAACAGCAACUUGACUCAAGAGAUGAUCAGAGACUGCAGCAAACAGGGUGGAAUUUCAGUGCUGGAGGAUUCCCAGGAACUGGACAGUCAGCAGAAGCAAUGCUAUAAAAGCUAAGAAGGACGUAUCUUAAUUAUUCUGGCUGUGCAACUGAAAUAAUGAGGAGCUUGACAGAGGACACAGUUAGAAAACAUGCUGGGAUGUCAGCCUUCUCCAUGUCAUAGCACAGAAGGGAAUGUGUUUUAGUCCUGGCGCUGUGAGUACUGAUUGCAGGCUUGGUGUCUGCAGACGGUAAAAAGCCAAUUAGGAAGUGCUUGAUAGACCCGCUCUAAAUGAGGAGAACCAGUAGGCAAGUGCAGGGUGUAACACACAAGGAACUCAUGCAAGAUACACAAAGGGAACCAGAGUUCAAUCUUUCUUUUCUUUCACCUUUCUUUUCAGACCCCACCAUGUCCUCCCUGUUUGCCAGCAGACAGUAUUGUACUUGUUGCCUACAGGGUGGAUCUGAGCAAGGAAACCGUACAAUAAAUCCAGGACUAAGACAUAUUGCAGGACAGGCUGAUUUAAUCCAGAAAUUAACUGAAACUGGACAUAUUUUUGGAGUAGUCAGCGGUGGCACUUGGUGAACACUGGUGUGCCUGUGGCCCCUGCUCGGGUGGUUGCUCAGGGUCCUUGGAGAGCCAGAUGUCCCUGGAGAAGUAAUAAAGACUAAUAGGAAAGAGGGAUUUGGAUCUCAUGGGACAAACUGGGGACAGAGUAGGCAACAGGUUUAAUUCAUCAAACCCAUUUUGUGUUGGACAUAGACUGCUACUGGACGAUGAUUCUUCCCACCACCAGCUGGGGUUGGAACCCACACUAUGCAAAAAAAAAAAAAAAAAAAAAAAGGGCCGGCUAGGGAUAAAGGAAGCACAGCACCUGCCCAUGUUAGAAGAAAUAGGAUGGAGGAAAAAAAACCCCUCUCUUUCCAACUUGUUCCUGUACCUCUCCACUUUUCCUCUUCACUUGUUUCAUUUGGAAAACUCACAGCUGGUAGCUGAGGAUGAAUGAUUUGAUUUGCACCUGAAGUGUAACACUCCCACUGGGGAUGAAGCAAUGGAACAUGGUGGGACUUUGGCAGCAGAAGCUAUACUUGAUUUUUAAGGUUUCUGGCUUCAAGAAGCUUUGAUUUUUUUUUUUUUUUUUAUGUCUUUGAUGCCUGGUUGUGAGAAGCCAUUUACUUGGUGCUGUGUUCUUGCAUCCUGCCAAAUGGAAAAGCCAAGGA
This is a messenger RNA of Haliaeetus leucocephalus (bald eagle), 8414 nucleotides long. It is a transcript of the gene MFSD2B, whose product is annotated as major facilitator superfamily domain containing 2B. The record is from RefSeq and is a predicted model, not a curated record. Gene Ontology annotation, biological process: carbohydrate transport. The transcript is spliced from 13 exons. Lineage: Eukaryota; Metazoa; Chordata; Aves; Accipitriformes; Accipitridae. Bases 548 to 1789 code for a protein of 413 amino acids. Gene Ontology annotation, molecular function: symporter activity; sphingolipid intramembrane carrier activity. Gene Ontology annotation, cellular component: membrane.